Messenger RNA from Nymphaea colorata (pocket water lily), 2024 nucleotides. RefSeq lists its product as uncharacterized. The record is from RefSeq and is a predicted model, not a curated record. The coding region runs from base 269 to 1816 and encodes 515 amino acids. The transcript is spliced from 12 exons. NCBI's taxonomy places the organism in Eukaryota, Viridiplantae, Streptophyta, Magnoliopsida, Nymphaeales, Nymphaeaceae. Gene Ontology annotation, molecular function: protein binding; promoter-specific chromatin binding. Gene Ontology annotation, cellular component: nucleus.
CCGCCGGCAACCGCUGCAGAAGGGAGACCGGUUGAAGGGGCGUAGGGGAGAGGAAAGGACCGACGCAGAGUGGAGAGAGAGGAGAGGAGAGAGAGGCCGACGCCUUCUUCCUCUCUUCUCAUUUCUCAUCUCUCCAUUCGGGCUGGUGAAGCAGCUUUCGGAUAUAUGCGCGGCAAUUGACGGUUGAUUUUACCAGAUCUACGCGGGAACUUCGACGGCGAUGAACUAACUUUCCCGAUCUUACAAGUUAGGCGAAAUUGAGGCGGCAAUGGGAGAAGAAAGUGUGGAAAUGGAGGUGGAAUUCCCAAAGGACGAGGUGGCGAAUCACGAGGGUUCCUCCAAAGGAAAAGACGAAGAAUCGGCAGAGAAAGAAGGAGAAAAAGAAGAAUGUUCGUCGGUUGAGGAGGCGGUGAGAACGGAGGAGGACCAACGGAAAGACGCUGAGGCCUUCAUUUGCCUGCUGCAACCCUCGGUCUCCGGCUCUGAUCCCUUCUAUGUCGGCGUUCGGCGUCUCCUUCUCUAUAGAAAGGCGUUGUCUGGAAGGGGUAGGCGAAAGGAAUGGAGAUGCAACGGCAAGGCGUAUGUCGCUUACCGGAAUUACAUCCGUAGGCCAAGAAAUUGGGAAAAUAUGCAAAUGCCAAGCCAAACUAGUACACCAGGAAAUAGUGGGCGCUGGGCUUCAACUUCGGGUGUGCAUAAUACCCUUUACGAGGCAGAGAGCUGGAGCUCCAGCAGGGACUUGCAAGGACUAAAUCCUGCUUUGAGUCACUGUGCAAGUUCCAGUUCAACUUUUAGUGAGUCUGACCAUCUUAUUCGGUUUGUGGAGCCUGCUUAUUCGUUUGUUGGAAUGCAUUGCAUCUUUGACAGCUGCAAAGCUUCAGUCACAGUUGUCAAAUUUGGGCAUAUGAGUUCUGAUCUCCUUGCAUAUGGUGCAUCUGAUGGAAGCCUGACUGUUUGCACUGUUACUCAGCCUCCUGCCAUUCUUCAGCAGCUAAAAGGUCAUUCAAAAGACAUAACAGAUUUUGAUUUUUCAUUGAAUAAUCAGUACAUUUGUUCAUCGUCAUUGGACAAAACUGUAAGGAUCUGGGAGAUAUCGAAAGGUCAUUGUGUUCGUGUUAUAUACGGAGUCUCUUCCCAAUUGUGCAUCCGCUUUCACCCGGUGAACAACAAUUUCCUUUCAGUGGGCAAUUCUAACAGAGAAAUUACUGUGAUAAAUUUUAGUACAGGGCGAAUCAUAAGUAAGAUUACCUUUGAAAGCGAGAUUACUGCAAUGGACAAUGAUCAUACAGGACAGCUCAUUUUUGCUGGUGAUAAUCAGGGCUCUGUUCACAGUAUGAGCAUAGACUCACAUACAGGUGCUUUGUCACGGAGUCAUCGCAAUAGAAGUAUCAGCAAAAACAAGUCUCGUAUAACAACUGUGCAGUAUCGCACAUUCUCCUUAUUAGCAAGAGGUCCUGUUCUGCUUACAUGUUCUCAAGACGGCACCAUCUCUUUCUUCAGCGUUACGUUGGAAAUUAAGGGUUAUUUGACUCUACGUUGCUCACUCAAAAUACCUCCUCGUACGCAUGGAAUUCAUGCUUCUUUCUGUCCACUGCUGUCCCUUGAGAAAGGGGAAUUCAUAGUCUCUGGAAGCGAGGAUUCAUGCGUGUAUUUCUACGACUUGACCAAACCAAAACACACCUGUGUGAACAAACUGCAGGGCCAUGGAUCUCCUGUCAUAGGAAUUGCUUGGAACCAUGGAGAAAACUUGCUAGCUUCAUCUGAUUCUGAAGGCAUGGUUAUCGUCUGGAAACGAGCAAAGUCCGGCAAACAGUGACCCAAGCCCCGGCGGUAACAGUGAUUGUACAAGUUUUGUUGUGAUUUUCCAUUUUUGUAUAUCCUCUGUGAAAUUUACUAGAUUCGUGUUCAUGGCAACAGGAAAAAGAAAAGAAAAAAAAAAGGAAAUGAAAGGAAAUCAUAAAAGAAGGAAUUUUUUGUGUAUCAUAUCCAUUCUUUUAUGAAAGGAAAAGGUCUGUUGAUUUUUA